AUGUGCAUCGCAUUAAUCUCAACCGCCCACCCAUCCUACUCCCUAAUAAUCAUCAACAACCGAGAUGAAUUCCUCCACCGGCCAACCUCAGCUCCAGACUGGUGGCCAGCACCAAACACACACGUCCUCGGCUCACGCGACCUCGCGCGCGCCACGCAAGGCACCUGGAUGGGGAUCACAACGCACGGCAAAGUCGCCGUGCUAACAAACUACCGCGAGCAAACCUCCAGUGAAGCCAUCGGGACACACAGCCGUGGCCGGAUCGUCAACAGCUGGCUGACAACACCGCCGGGCGAGCGGCAGACCACCCACGACUUCGUGCAGAGCGUCUUUGCCAGUCCCGAGGCGAAGCAGGUGGGCGGGUUCAGUCUUGUCUGUGGGUAUAUCAAUGAACCGCUGGCUAUUGUCUCGAACCGCUCGGAAGAUAUGGAUCAUAUUACCUGGGUGGCGAGGGAGAAGAACACGACGCGUGGAUUGAGUAAUACCAGCAUGGAUGAUCGGUCGUGGCCGAAGAUUGUUGAUGGCGAGAGAUAUAUGGAGCAGGCUAUUGCGGAGCAUGUGGAUAAGGGGGAGGAUGAGGAGCAGCUAAUAACCCGGCUCCUGGAUGUCCUCAGCAUCGACACUCUACCCCGUCUAACCAAACUGGAAGACGCCAGCGUCGACACAUAUAUCAACCACCUCCGAAAAAGCAUCUUCAUCCCCGUGAUCGGCGCCCACAGUGCGCAUGAACAAGCCGCUGGGGAAGUUGACGCCACGUUCGUCGGGGACGAGUCCAAGAACCCUGCUGCUGCGCAGGCGAAUGGGACGAAUUACUCGACUGGUGUGUAUGGCACACAGAAGCAGACGAUUCUCCUGGCCCAGCCGAAUGGUCGGGUGCGGUACUUCGAGCGCACGCUCUACGGGAACGAGGCCAAGGCCGUGCCUAGGGGAGAGGGUGAUCGGUCCUUUGAACUUACUCUUGCGCGGUGA
Penicillium lagena is the source of this 969-nucleotide messenger RNA. RefSeq names its product NRDE family protein. NCBI's taxonomy places the organism in Eukaryota, Fungi, Ascomycota, Eurotiomycetes, Eurotiales, Aspergillaceae. Gene Ontology annotation, biological process: Golgi organization; protein secretion. Gene Ontology annotation, cellular component: Golgi apparatus. The record is from RefSeq and is a predicted model, not a curated record. The coding region runs from base 1 to 969 and encodes 322 amino acids. The transcript has 2 exons.